UAGCCCAUCUCUGAACAUUCCGAGAAGUAAUCCCAACCAGGUUCAGUCCACCUCAGUAUCAGCUAGCAAGUACACGACUAAAAUAUAAAUCUGAAAAAUUAUACGUUUAAAUAUUCAGUCUUUCGCCGCUUUUUGCCCCUCUCAGACUGAUAUUGAAGCACAGUUUUUUAUCUACCAAUUUUUCGUUGUGAAAAAGAAACCCACAUUUUUCCACAAUCGGUUUGCCAGCAGUUGACCCUUGACAACUUGCCAAGAUGCGUGAAAUUGUACACAUCCAGGCCGGUCAGUGCGGUAACCAGAUCGGUGGUAAAUUCUGGGAGGUGAUCUCGGAUGAGCACUGCAUAGACGCGACCGGAACGUACUAUGGCGACAGCGAUCUUCAGCUGGAGCGCAUCAAUGUGUACUACAACGAGGCCACCGGUGCCAAGUAUGUUCCUCGUGCCAUCCUUGUGGACCUAGAGCCCGGCACCAUGGAUUCCGUUCGCUCUGGCGCCUUUGGUCAGAUCUUCCGGCCGGACAACUUUGUCUUUGGCCAGUCGGGGGCAGGCAACAACUGGGCCAAGGGUCAUUACACCGAGGGUGCUGAACUGGUGGACUCUGUCUUGGAUGUGGUGCGAAAGGAGUCUGAGGGCUGCGAUUGCCUUCAGGGCUUCCAGCUGACCCACUCGCUGGGUGGCGGCACUGGCUCGGGUAUGGGAACCCUGCUGAUCUCGAAGAUCCGCGAGGAGUACCCCGACCGCAUCAUGAACACCUUUUCGGUGGUGCCCUCGCCCAAGGUGUCCGAUACGGUGGUGGAGCCCUACAAUGCCACCCUAAGUGUGCACCAGUUGGUGGAGAACACGGAUGAGACGUACUGCAUCGACAACGAGGCGUUGUACGACAUCUGCUUCCGCACACUGAAGCUGACGACGCCCACCUAUGGUGACCUUAACCAUCUGGUUUCGGCUACAAUGUCUGGCGUUACGACCUGCCUGCGGUUCCCUGGCCAGUUAAACGCCGAUCUUCGCAAGCUGGCCGUGAACAUGGUACCGUUCCCUCGGCUGCACUUCUUCAUGCCCGGUUUCGCUCCGCUGACCUCGCGAGGAUCGCAACAGUACCGGGCUCUAACCGUGCCAGAGUUGACCCAGCAGAUGUUCGAUGCCAAGAACAUGAUGGCCGCCUGCGAUCCGCGACAUGGUCGCUACCUGACCGUCGCCGCCAUCUUCCGUGGCCGCAUGUCCAUGAAGGAGGUGGACGAGCAGAUGCUGAACAUCCAGAACAAGAACAGCAGCUUCUUCGUUGAGUGGAUCCCGAAUAAUUGCAAGACGGCGGUGUGCGAUAUUCCACCCAGGGGCCUCAAGAUGUCGGCCACCUUCAUUGGCAAUUCCACUGCCAUUCAGGAGCUGUUCAAGCGGGUGUCGGAGCAGUUCACCGCCAUGUUCAGGAGGAAGGCCUUCCUGCAUUGGUACACCGGCGAGGGAAUGGACGAAAUGGAGUUCACAGAGGCCGAGAGCAACAUGAACGAUUUGGUAUCGGAGUAUCAGCAAUACCAGGAGGCGACAGCCGACGAGGAGGGCGAAUUCGAUGAGGACGAAGAGGGUGGCGGCGACGAAUAAGGAGUAUCUAUCCUCCCAAGAUCACACUAAACACCAACACACUAAUGGA
Drosophila erecta is the source of this 1644-nucleotide messenger RNA. It is a transcript of the gene betaTub85D, whose product is annotated as tubulin beta-2 chain. Gene Ontology annotation, molecular function: structural constituent of cytoskeleton; GTPase activity; GTP binding. Gene Ontology annotation, cellular component: cytoplasm; microtubule. Gene Ontology annotation, biological process: mitotic cell cycle; microtubule cytoskeleton organization. NCBI's taxonomy places the organism in Eukaryota, Metazoa, Arthropoda, Insecta, Diptera, Drosophilidae. The record is from RefSeq and is a predicted model, not a curated record. The coding region runs from base 255 to 1595 and encodes 446 amino acids. The transcript is spliced from 2 exons.